Dibothriocephalus latus is the source of this 458-nucleotide messenger RNA. Lineage: Eukaryota; Metazoa; Platyhelminthes; Cestoda; Diphyllobothriidea; Diphyllobothriidae. The record is from the annotation of a GenBank genome assembly.
CAGCAGGCCAGCCACCCAAUUCAAGGGCGGGCGACAGGAAGGCGAGAAGUUCUAAUCGCUCUUCAUCUUACUCUGGCCUAAAGUCCCACUCAAUCCUAGCCACACUCCAGAAAGAAUUUGAGGCAAGGAGGAAGUAUCUUACGGUUAAUAUCAAUGGCAAACCUGCACGCCUUCAGCUUGACACAGCCUCAGACCUCAACCUCAUCUUCAAACACACUUGGCAGAUGAUUGGACGACCUCCGAUGAUCACAUCGGACAAAAAGGCUAUGAAUGUUUCUGGCGGAUUUUUCCGGCUCACGGGUGAGCUUGAAUGUGACCUUUCUUUUGAGGGCACUCAUUUCAAGCGACCAUGCUACUAUAGCAACCGCCCGAAGCUUGACUUAAUUGGCCUUGACUGGGUCGAGAAACUCGGUCUCCUGGAUUUGCCACGUAACGGCAUUUUCAAUGUUGUGCAGUAA